Molecule: messenger RNA, 1305 nt
Organism: Pyrenophora tritici-repentis Pt-1C-BFP
Lineage: Eukaryota; Fungi; Ascomycota; Dothideomycetes; Pleosporales; Pleosporaceae
Product: RING-finger-containing ubiquitin ligase
Biological process (GO): ubiquitin-dependent protein catabolic process
Molecular function (GO): ubiquitin protein ligase activity
Source: RefSeq, a predicted model, not a curated record
AUGUCGACCAUCGCCGCAACCAGCUCGGCCCCUUCGUCGACACAGCCACCCAGUAACAACGAUGGUGGCAGUGGCGGUCCUACCAGCUCACCUUUACUGUUCUUUGUCGCCCUCGGUUUUGGUGUAGUAUUCACAAAUCUAUGGAUCAUCGUCGGCGUUAAGUACUGCUUCCGAUACAAUCGUCGUCGCGCCGCCCAGGCCGCUGCAGAUGGGGAGCCUAUUGAUAUGACCAACAUGCCCCGACCACAUCGAAGGAGGAGGGAGAAGAAGCUCAUGACCAUGGACGAGGUCAAUGACCGUUUCCCACUGACAAAGUACAAGCAAUGGAAAUCGAGUCGCGAAACAGAGGGUCUGCCAGCCAACGGGGGUAUUGCAACCGCGCCGCAGAGCAGGGCAGGAAGCAUCAAAGAUGUCGAGGGCGCCAUGAGUUCGCAAGACCAAGGCCCAGCACCUAGGACCGAUACCACUCUCUCCAUGGCUCGCGACGAUCUCACUGCACCGACCACUACUUCCGAGCAGAAAGCUUCACCAAGGGCCAGUGUGGAGAGCAAUCCACUAAAGGGCGAGCAAGUAAAACACGUGGAAAAGCAGUUGGAGGAGGCAAAGGCAGAGAAGGCGGUUGCUGGAAAGACUGAGGAUGGUAGUAGCACUCCACAAGGAAACGUCCAGGAACGCGAAGACGACUCGGAUGAUGACGAGGACCCAAUACGAACCGCCACUGCACCGGAGAUGCUGGCCGAGCCAGGCGACACUUGCGCCAUUUGUCUCGACACCUUGGAGGAUGAUGACGACGUUCGGGGAUUGACAUGCGGUCACGCCUUCCACGCCAGCUGUGUAGAUCCAUGGUUAACAGGUCGUCGCGCUUGCUGUCCCCUCUGCAAGGCCGAUUACUACGUCCCGAAACCCCGUCCUGAAGGAGAGAUUGACCCAGCCACCGGCCGCCGUUCAACAGCCGGUCUCGGCUCACCACAAGCCGUCUGGACGACGACCAACCCAUUUGCUCGGUCUCGCGUUCUCGUCAUCAACGCCGACUACCAGCAACGGCAAGGCGCCGACCGGUUUGGCCGAGUAAACCGCCCCGGCCGACGCCAGCCUGGCGCUACCCCUAACUGGCGAGCUAGACUAACAGGUAGUCGGACGGCGAACCCGACCACCACCAACAACAACCCGACUGGCAGUCAAAUGACGACCAACAGCCAAACUGGCGUCUCCACCUUCUCGACCUGGUUCGGCCGUGGUCGUGGUACUACUGCCCCUGCACAACAACAACCCACUCCCGGUCAACUCGAAGCCGCUACUCGGUAG